Messenger RNA from Andrographis paniculata, 1057 nucleotides. RefSeq names its product expansin-like B1. The transcript has 4 exons. The record is from RefSeq and is a predicted model, not a curated record. Gene Ontology annotation, cellular component: extracellular region. NCBI's taxonomy places the organism in Eukaryota, Viridiplantae, Streptophyta, Magnoliopsida, Lamiales, Acanthaceae. The coding region runs from base 61 to 822 and encodes 253 amino acids.
UUUUCCCUUUCAUUACAUACAUAGAUUUUAGUCAACUCUUUAAUCAAGAUACAACUAUAUAUGUAUAUGAAUAUGAACUUUCCUAUUUUCUCAAUUUUGGUUCUUGUGUUGCUCGUUGUUGCUUCGCCGUGUCAUUGCCAAGACGGGUAUGUUUGUACAAGGGCUACAUAUUACGGAAGCCCAGAAUGUCCUGGGAAUCCUCAUGGAGCAUGUGGUUAUGGAGAAUAUGCGACAAUAGUGAACGACGGUCUAACUGCCGGGGUGUCGAGACUUUACAAGAAUGGAUCGGGCUGUGGUGCCUGCUACCAGGUUAGGUGCACGAUCCCGACACAUUGUAGCAAAGAGGGGACAAAUAUCGUGGUGACAGAUUUUGCCAUUGGGCAUUACACUGACUUUGUACUAAAUGCUCGCGCCUACGCCAGUUUGGCGCUCCCAAACAUGGCUUCUGAGCUCAUUGCCUAUGGUGUGAUCGAUGUUGAGUACCGAAGAAUCCCUUGCAAGUAUAGCUAUAAUCUCAAGCUCAAAGUUCACGAGCGUAGUAGCUUCCCGAGCUACAUUGCCAUUUUCCCUAUAUACCAAGCGGGGUUUUACGAUAUUGUUGCCGCUCAAGUGUGGCUGGAGGAUUGCAAGGAAUGGAGGGAUAUGCGACGAGUGUUCGGUACAGUAUGGGAUAUGGAAAAUCCUCCGAGAGGGGCAUUGACGAUAAGGAUACAAGUGGUUAGCGCGAUCAACGGUGAAGUAAAGUGGGUGCAGCUUGUCGGCGUCAUUCCUACUGAAUGGAAGGCGGGAUUAGCAUACGAUACGGCAAUCCAGUUCGACUAAUUAUUAUAUACAUACAUAUCUAUAUGGGUGCAAUUUAUGAUAUUUCUAAAGAAUGCAUAGAUACCUAUAUAUAUAUAUAUAAAUGUAGUAUUGUAUUUUAGCAUAAAUGUAUACAAUAACUUGUGUAAAUCUUAUUGUAUACUUCUCCUUUGUGUUUGUCAAAAAAAUGUGCAUAAAAUCCUUGUAUUUGUGCACAAAAUUUUUUGCUGACACGAAUGUGAGUUAUAAAAUAAAA